Messenger RNA from Dipodomys spectabilis (banner-tailed kangaroo rat), 548 nucleotides. RefSeq names its product chromosome unknown C10orf99 homolog (gene Gpr15lg). NCBI's taxonomy places the organism in Eukaryota, Metazoa, Chordata, Mammalia, Rodentia, Heteromyidae. Gene Ontology annotation, molecular function: G protein-coupled receptor binding. The transcript is spliced from 4 exons. The coding region runs from base 38 to 274 and encodes 78 amino acids. The record is from RefSeq and is a predicted model, not a curated record.
CCCAGGUCCUGAGACCUGAGACUUCCUGCAUCUCACUAUGAGGCUUCUAGUCCUUUCCAGCUUGCUCUUCGUUCUGCUGCUCUGUUUCUCCGUCUUCUCCUUGGAAGGGAGAAGGCAUUUUGCCAAGCCUGGGAAACUCAGGUUCUGUUGUCGCCUAGCUCCUAGCCGCAACCAGACAACCCAGAAAGGAAAUCGCAUGAAGGUCUGCAGAGUGUGCAAGGUGAAGGCAGUGGCCCAGCCUUGGGUGGUACCUGGGGCACUCCCACAGGUGUGACUUUCCCAGAGCCAGGCUCUACCAACCGAAACUCUUAUGUCCAGAGCUGGAGACAUCCAGAAGCCCCCAGAUGGCCUCUUGUGACUUUCACAGCAAUAUAUUGUGAUGUUGGAGGGCUUCAUCUUGGGCAGCAAGGGCCCUGAGAAAGUUCUAGAACAUCAGGGCCUCGACAUGAUCGUGUCAUCAACCUUCAUAAUGAUCGUGAAUCAGGCCCAGCCCACCAGGCUUUGGUCCCCACAGAACCCACCUUUUGCUGAAAACUGAGGACCCUCAU